AGAUUCUUUGUGAAUAGCAAGAAACAAGCUCCCGAUUGUGCAAAAUGUCGGAUUCUGAGUACGCAUCCAGCAUUGAAGACGUGGCCCCAUUAGAGGUGGUGCCACCACCGCGCUCGAGCAAGAGCAAGUCCAAAACCAGCGCGUCGACCUCAACCGCUUCUACGCCUGCGCCUAAGCCGAGGAAGCGAAAGCCUGCCGCCCAUUCCGUUGCGAACGUUGAAGCCCUAACUAGACCAAAGAAAACGAAGAGUUUGUUUUCAAUCAUUAAUAAGGACGAGCGGGCAAGUGCGAAGGAGACAACUCGUAGCAUCGCAUCGAGCUUUACAUCGCGGGUGUCUUCGGGCCAGUGUCGUCGGACUGCAGUCACCAGCGGCGAGUUCUACAUAGAUUUGAAAGUCUACAACACCGACGAUGUUAAGAACGUUCCACCCGAGGAGCGUUACAAGAAAGCGCUUGCAGCGGUAAAACUCCAAUGCGGUGAACAAUCCCAGGAGUGGGAGGCUCUACAAAGGUUUAUAAGUAGCGCUUACGUAAUUUUUGAAGAGUGCGAACCGACUUAUUACAGUAAUAAAAUAAACAUUAAAUAAUUUUUACUUGU
Messenger RNA from Ostrinia nubilalis (European corn borer), 598 nucleotides. RefSeq lists its product as uncharacterized. The transcript has 3 exons. The coding region runs from base 45 to 587 and encodes 180 amino acids. The record is from RefSeq and is a predicted model, not a curated record. NCBI's taxonomy places the organism in Eukaryota, Metazoa, Arthropoda, Insecta, Lepidoptera, Crambidae.